AUGACUUCUGUAGAAUUUCUGGGAGAAGGUGCAUCAUUGGCAAGACCCCCUGCAUUCAAUGGAGCUGCCUACAUUCUUGAUAUUCUUGAAGCAGUAAUAGAUGGUCCUUUUGUACCAACCAUAGCUGGCACAGGUGAUUCAUCAAUCCCAAAACCCAGGUCAGAUUUGUCUGAGGAUGACAAGAAAAAGGAUGGAUACAAUGUUAUGGCUAAAAACAUUAUUACCUCUGCUUUAAGCGCUGACGAAUUCUUUAGGGUGUCUAACUGCAAAACUGCUAAGGACAUGUGGGACACAUUGCAACAAACGCAUGAGGGAACAACAGAUGUAAAAAGAGCCCGAAUCAACACACUAAUGCAUGAGUAUGAGAUAUUCAACAUGAAGAAAGACGAAUCUAUUAAUGAUAUACAGACAAGAUUUACUCACAUAGUCAAUAAUCUAAAUGCUCUUGGUAAGGUGAUUGACAAUGAGCAGCAAAUCAUCAAGGUUAUGAGGUGCUUGACCAGAGAGUGA
This is a messenger RNA of Cicer arietinum (chickpea), 510 nucleotides long. RefSeq lists its product as uncharacterized. Lineage: Eukaryota; Viridiplantae; Streptophyta; Magnoliopsida; Fabales; Fabaceae. The record is from RefSeq and is a predicted model, not a curated record.